Messenger RNA from Neoarthrinium moseri, 453 nucleotides. RefSeq lists its product as uncharacterized. Gene Ontology annotation, cellular component: membrane; endoplasmic reticulum; nuclear envelope. The coding region runs from base 1 to 453 and encodes 150 amino acids. The record is from RefSeq and is a predicted model, not a curated record. Gene Ontology annotation, molecular function: glutathione peroxidase activity; glutathione transferase activity. NCBI's taxonomy places the organism in Eukaryota, Fungi, Ascomycota, Sordariomycetes, Amphisphaeriales, Apiosporaceae. The transcript is spliced from 2 exons.
AUGCCUUUCUCCUUGCAGCUCCCCAGCGAGUACGGCUACGUCCUGACCGUCGCCUCGGCCUCGUUCUUCGUCAACACCUACCACUUCGUGCUCAGCGCCCGCGCGCGCACGGGCAGCGGCCUGAAGUACCCGAUCCCCUACGCGACGGAAGAGCAGGCAGCGAAGGACCCCAAGGCCUUCAAGUUCAACUGCGCGCAGCGAGCGCACGGCAACUUCGUCGAGAAUGUCACCCCGUUCCUGGGCGCGCUGCUGAUUGCCGGUCUCCGGUUCCCAACGGCCAGCGCUGCGUGCGGUGCUGCGUGGGUAUUGGGCCGGGUCUGGUAUGCGGCCGGAUACACCGCGCGAGGCCCUGCUGGUCGCAGGGGGGGCUUCACAAUCUCGGCGUUUAGCGACCUUGCGCUCAAGGUCAUGGCCAUGUGGACCGGCGUCCAGAUGGUGUUGGAGUCUGCAUAA